Molecule: messenger RNA, 486 nt
Organism: Prunus armeniaca (apricot)
Lineage: Eukaryota; Viridiplantae; Streptophyta; Magnoliopsida; Rosales; Rosaceae
Source: the annotation of a GenBank genome assembly
AUGGAUCUUGUAUGGAGGAAUGGGAAGGGUGCAAGUCAUUUGGAAAUUGCUUCCUUAAACUUAAUUGAUCUAAAGGGUUGCCAUUUGUGGCAUCAAUCUUCCAUUGCCCAUAACCAGAAUCAGACAUCUGUUGAUGCAAAAAUUGUUCAAGGAGCAAGUGCUGAGUUUGAGAUUGCUGUUGUUGCUGCAGUUUCAUCUGGUGAUGGUGAAGCUGCUGCUUCAAGUGAUGCUGUUGCUGAAGCUCCAACUGACGCAGGCGUUGCUGAAGUUCCAGCUGACGCUGGUGUUGCUGAAACUCCAACUGACGCUGGUGUUGCUGGAGCUCCAACUGACGCUGACGUUGCUGAAGCUCCAACUGAUGUUGAUGUUGCUGAAGCUCCAAUUGGUGAUGCUGUUGGCGAAGCUCCAACUGACGCUGCUGUUGACGCUGUAGUUCUAAGAGAUGUUCUAUAUCCGCAACAGGAUGAUGGAACGGCUGGAUAUUAA